AUGCCGUCUAUUCACACUGAAAUCGAGAUCAACUGCUCUCCUGAGCAAGUCAGGAAAACCUUUCUUGACUUCCCCUCUUACUCAUCCUGGCCAACAACAUUCAUCAAGUCCAUCACACCAGUUGACACAAGCCGUCCUGUUGAGGCAGGGUCCAGAUUAAACGUCGAGCUUGAAGGAAUUUCCAUGGCACCCGUCGUCAUCGCCAACUCUGCUGAUGAAUUCAAGUGGGCGGGCAAACUGUGGAACAUUCCAGGUCUAUUUAACGGCGACCAUUACUUCAAGUUCACACCAAGCACAAAAACGCCUGGCGGCACGACAUUUGUUCAGGGCGAAGACUUUUCUGGGAUUUUGACAUUUUUGAUGGCUGAAUGGUCAAGCUUUCGGGCGUCAACGGUAAAGGGAUUUGAGGCAUUCAACCAGGAUCUGAAGAAGAGAUGUGAAAAUGCAAACUGA
Molecule: messenger RNA, 453 nt
Organism: Pochonia chlamydosporia 170
Lineage: Eukaryota; Fungi; Ascomycota; Sordariomycetes; Hypocreales; Clavicipitaceae
Product: polyketide cyclase/dehydrase
Exons: 2
Coding region: 1-453 (150 amino acids)
Source: RefSeq, a predicted model, not a curated record